GCCACAUCCCAUGGCGAAUCGUAAGUGCAAUGAGCGACAGCAUUCUCAUGAGACUCGAAAGCUCUUAAACACUGGCAGGAUGCAUUGCCAUUGCAUUUUCAGCACUUUCUUACCAGGCCACAACACCAAUAUUUAUCCGGAUACCCUUCGCGACCUUUCGAGGUAGAAAUCUUGUCGUCGGAUCACAUGGCGAUCCGUAAAUUGAAGGCGCGAGGCAUCGGCCGGUUCGAGCUGUUGAGUUGGUUGAAUGAGUUCCUCGAAACCGAUUACACCAAAAUCGAGCAUUUGGCGGACGGCAUUGCGUACUGCCAGGUGUUUGACAUUCUGUACCCUGGCAAAGUCCCAUUGCAGCAAGUGAACUUCCACGCGCAAGUGCAGCCUGAAUACGAGCGCAACCUCAAGCUUCUGCAGAGAGCUCUCGACGCAUGUGGCGUGCAAAAGGAAAUGGCCAUCAAAAAGUUGGUCAAAGGUGUGUUUCAAGAACAUUUUGAGUUCUUGCACUGGGUGCACGACUACGUCCACCGCACGUACCCCGACGCCAUGCGGCUUGGCAACGCCUAUGCCCGCCGCGAGCAGAUAUUGCAAAAGUCUGGCGAUGCCGCCGUGAACCUAAACUUGAUCCCUAAGUUUAGCAUGCGGAACGGACUCUUUCGUCAAAGCAUGGAGGACGCAUUGCCACAACCCGACCACGUCGAAGAAAGCAACAACGAUAUCCCUCUAUCCGACGACAGCGCAGCUUCUACCACAGGCGACGUCGUCACUACUUGCUUGCACGAAGUGGAACACUCGUGGGUUCACACGUCAGCCGCGCUGCAGCAUGCCACGUGUAUCGUUCGAAGUCUCCAACCGCCACCGGCAAAGGGUGCUCCACCUGUUGCAAAGUCAUCGGGAACGACGAAAACCAAGGCACGCGUUGAAACCAAGCAAACGACGGCUGCGUCCAAGAACAAGUUACAUCGAACACAAGCGUUGCUGCAGUUGCUGGUGGAGUUUCUUCAGUCGCUUUGUGCUUGUUUGAUGGGUACAUGUUUGAGUGCAGAAUGCGUCGUUGGAAGCUGAAUUGCAUGGUCGGAUCAAAGACUUGGUAAUGGCCAAGUCUUCGGUUGAGGCAAUGUCGUUACUGUUUGGAAUAGGAUACGUUGCAAGCCGAUGUGUCUGUCAUUUUGUCCGAGCGCAAGCACUACUUUGACCUGUUACGCGAAGUGGAGACCCUGUGUACGGCGCAGACACCGCAAAACGAAAGCACAGAUGACUUCGCUGCGAUAUUGGCGAUUCUUGCUGCGCCCUUUCAGGAAUUGUCAGGGCACAUGGAUGCGGGUGUGCCUUCAACAAUUCCAUAACAAGGCGUCAUCUACAAAUACAAUCAUUCUGCAGGUUUUUGUAGUGCAUUCAGGCGUCAAUAAAGUGACAUCUGGAUAUUUUGACCUCUUUUAUAUCGAAGUUUGUGUGUGAAACGCAUCGAACGCGCACGGUUUUGCACCAAUGGCAUGCGUUUUUCG
This is a messenger RNA of Aphanomyces astaci, 1499 nucleotides long. RefSeq lists its product as hypothetical. Lineage: Eukaryota; Oomycota; Saprolegniomycetes; Saprolegniales; Verrucalvaceae. Gene Ontology annotation, biological process: protein localization to microtubule plus-end; spindle assembly; regulation of microtubule polymerization or depolymerization. The transcript is spliced from 7 exons. Gene Ontology annotation, cellular component: spindle midzone; microtubule plus-end; microtubule organizing center. The coding region runs from base 187 to 1059 and encodes 290 amino acids. Gene Ontology annotation, molecular function: microtubule plus-end binding. The record is from RefSeq and is a predicted model, not a curated record.